AGUGCAAUUCAUGUUCCUGAAAUUUGAUGAACUAAAUGUUUGGUCUUCACCUCCAGUUUCAGGCUCACUGGUGUUGAUCACAGAAUUCUGAGAAUGCUGAUCUUCAGUUGGGAAUUCUGGGAUUUGCGCUGGGUCUGUGUCUCCAUUGGUGGGUUUUCGACCAUUGUUCUCGUACCUAUAUAGUGAAGCGCUGUCAACCAAUGUUUUCAAGACAACAUUCGCCCAUGUGUGUGCCGAUUUCAUUCUUUUGAUCUUAGUGACUCUUGCAUGUCCUGCAUGCGAUUGAUGGUAAGCCAUUUAACAUGGAUAUUUUUAUAUACGAAAAAGUAUUUAUCACUAAAGAUAGAGAAAGGGUACUCACCGAAGCCAAGAAUAAGAAGCAGUGUCAUUAACACGAGCUUGAAAAAAUCGAUUAUUGUUGCAUAAUUUGGUGGGAAAACUUCUUUGAGAUUUACUCUUCUUCCAAACCCAGCACCUGAAAAUUAUCUCCAAGGAAAUAAAGUCAUGGUUGAUUAACAAGUUCGUUUGUGCCUGACAGUGGCUCUCACUAAAAUUAUAUGUUUUUACCUUGAAUUGUUUCCUUUCUGAAGCUUUCAGGAUCAUCGACGUUGCUUUCCUGGCUCACACAUUUAUGGAUUGGACGAACAAGACAGGAGACUGCAACAGCAUAUUAAUCAUGAUAAAGAUUUUUCUAAAUCAUUUUGUCUUUGUUAAGUUAACAUGGAAGUUUUUGAGUUGAGUCUGGGGAUAAGAUCAAACUCACUUGAUAGCUUCUUCAUCCAAUGGAAGAAGGUCAUGCAUGUUUCAUAAUUUUCUGGGUAAUUAUGACCCCUGCCUAUAUCUAUCAAUCCUGAUGAACCGCUUGUUUGGUCUAGGUCAUCAAUAUUCGCGCCUGGAAUGAGAAAUUAGCCUAGUUUAAGCCAGUGUCAUUUGCCUUUCAUUAACUAGUAAUGCAAGUGGGCAUGGAACAUUCAAAAUUCUCACAGGAGUAGAUGAUACGAUCAAACAGGCUAAAGUGAGAACUGCUUCUAAAUGCACUGGGCUUUACAGCAAGAAUAUGUAGAGGAGAAGCUCCAUCUUCCCUUCUUGUGUUCACAAGUGUUCACCGGAGAUGGCAGCAUGAAGAAUGGUGUCACCUUUGCAAGACCUUCUGUGACAAAUCUCGUCCGCUUUCUCCUCGUCAAGUCUGUCCAGGAGAAGGAAGAAAUUCCAUGUCUUGCCAGACAUGGCUGCCAGGAAAAGAGGGGUUUCACCUUCUCCGUUGCUGGUCCCGAUGACCUCAGCGGGAGCCUUGUAAGCCACGCAUCCACACAUGUCAGCGUCGCCAACUGCUGCUGCCAGGUGGAUAGCCGUGGAUCCCCUCACAUUCUGCAACAUCAGAACUGCUGCAGCGUGUUCGUCGUGUAUCUGCUUCACUAGCUGCCUCACGAUCUCGGUUUGCCCGUUCAAAACGGCAAUGUGCAAGGCUGUGUCUUCUGAUGUGGUGAUCCUGGACUUCUGGGUUUCAGGAUCUGCAUAUGCUGUCACCACUCUCUCCCACCUGCCCUGCAUUACGUCAUCAAACAAGGUAUUUUCCUGCCCCAUGGUUUGUUGGAAUGCUUAAUUACUUUGAGCAGUGUAGUUAGUGCGGGCUUAUAUAAUCUCAGCUGCUGCAUCAGGAAACCAUUCCCACAUUCUCUUGUUGCGUUUGAUUAUGUUAGAAUGAACGUGGUAGGCUUUUGAGCUCAACAUCGUUUAUAUUUUUGGUUCUUUACUUGCCUGGAUCUUCUUGGUAUUUGUUUCUCUAUGUUUACACGAAAAAGAACUCACAGAGAGUCUUUGUUCAGAGUCUGAAUUGAUGUGCUGUCUUGCGAUGAAACUGGUGCUUUGUCGGAGACGAUGAAGGACCAGUGAAGGUGACUUGUUACCUUUUCCCUUUCCAACUUAGGUGGGCAAAGUAUAAUCAGCCACAUUAGUGCGUUUCAGAUUACCGCAAUCAGAUUAUUCAGGUUUGUGCUUAGCCAGUGACCUUGUGCCGGUUUCUUGUUAUGGAUUUCAUUCCUUUGAUUUUUCAAUUUUCUAAUGUCUAAUGCUCUUUCCAACUUCUUUAAAUAUAUUAAAAGGGUUUUAUAAAAUGACCCCCUCCACGUCAGCCAUGGAGCUUCCUCCGCAACUUUCGGUUUUUUCCGUUUUUCUUAUUUUUUUUAUUCUUUUUUUAUGGCGGUAGUUACCAUGUUUUGUGGAAUUUUUUCUUUCCGUGUAGUUUUUUUUGGUUAUUUAGUUUUCUUCCAUAGUUUGAUAGUUAAUUAUUUUAUACUCCUGCGGUAAUUCAGGUUUGGGUAGAAUUAAGAAAUUUUUCCUCUUUCACCUAGAAAACUCUUCUACAUUUUUAAGGGUUAUAGGUAUAAUAUGCCCAUCUACUACGAAGCUUUAUCAAACAUGGCCCUCUAUUAUUUUUUACAUCAAAUAUGUUCCUGUAUUUUGAAAAAAAAAUAUCAAACAUGCCCUUUUGUUAAAAUUUCCAUUGAAAAAAUCGUCAAUCAUGGUUGAACAGAGAUUUAGACGACCCGACAUUGGCAAAUGAGAGGAAAAAUGUCAGUUUUGUCCCCUGAUUUAUUUCCCUGGGUCUUUUCAAAGUGAAAUUAAUUGAAUGAUUUGAUUAUACAAAAGAACCAAAAAAAUUCUAAAGUGAAUUUAUUAGGGAUAUUUUAGUCAUUUGUGUCGCCCAAACUAAAGUUCAGCCUUUGUUAACGGUUUUUAGAUGAAAAUUUUAACAAAAGGGCAUGUUUGAUCAUUUUUACAAAGUACAGGGGCAUAUUUGAUGUAAAAAAUAGUAGAGAGGCAUGUUUGAUAAAACAUCAUAAUAAAUGGGCAUAUUAUACCUAUAACUUUUUUUAACAAUGUUUAAGAAAUUCUAGAAUGUCGGUUGGAUCGAAAAUACUGGAUAUUGGAUCCAAAUUGGUAGGUAAUUUUAACGGUAGGAAACGGCUGAGCUAUAACUCAACACGUUUUCAGUACAAAAUACUUUACGCUAAACUUUUUCAAUAUAACCUUUCAUACAUUCCGUUUUACUCUAAACAAAAGCUCUUUAUUAUAAUUUUGAAAGCUAUGCCAACUAUCUUAAUGUGAGAAAAUAUGUAUAUAGUGAUAUGACUAUGCAAAAUAUUGUAAUAUAAUCUUCCAAAUACAACAUAUAUCCAAUAGAAUUGAAAUUUUAAAAAUUAAGAUUAUUUUGAUGUCCACUCAUAAAACGAUUAGAUUAUAAGCACAAGCUAAACUUAUAAAGUUUAAGAAUGUUG
This is a messenger RNA of Linum trigynum, 3278 nucleotides long. NCBI's taxonomy places the organism in Eukaryota, Viridiplantae, Streptophyta, Magnoliopsida, Malpighiales, Linaceae. The record is from the annotation of a GenBank genome assembly.